Fulvia fulva is the source of this 987-nucleotide messenger RNA. Its product is annotated as High osmolarity signaling protein SHO1A. Bases 1 to 987 code for a protein of 328 amino acids. The record is from RefSeq and is a predicted model, not a curated record. The transcript is spliced from 3 exons. Lineage: Eukaryota; Fungi; Ascomycota; Dothideomycetes; Mycosphaerellales; Mycosphaerellaceae. Gene Ontology annotation, molecular function: protein binding.
AUGCCGAGCUUUGGUGGCAGCGACAACUCCUCGCCUGCGCUACAGAAAAUGGACAUGGGAAAUGGCGGCCGGUAUGCCGCGAAGAGGUUCGACUUUGGGCACAUUGCUGGCGACCCUUUCUGGCUGGGAACAAUCGGCAUUGGCAUUUCUGGUUGGAUCAUAGCCUUCGUCAGCUCCAUCAUCGCAGACCUAUCUCAAGAGUACCCCAACUACUCGUGGUGGAGCUUGGUCUACAUGUUCUUCUGCAUAAUAGCCGUCCUCUUCGUCGUCGGUGCCAAUGCUGUUUUCACGUACCACGUCGCCAUUGCCGCCUUCUUGUCGGCAGGACUCGUCUUCACCACAUCCUCAGUCAACUCCCUGAUCUACUACCCAGAUCCCGCCAAAGAAGCAGCUGCCGCUGGCUUCAUCCUGCUGUCCAUUGUUUCGAUCAUCUGGAUCUUCUACUUUGGCUCCCAACCACAAGCGAGCCACCGCCAGACACUCGACUCGUUUGCGUUGCACAAAGAUCGUGCGCCGAGCCGCAACAGCCGGGCCAUGCGACAAUCCUACCGCCCUGAGACUACACACUCCGGAGGUCAACAACCACAAGCUUACAACACGAACCGCCUGGCAGGCUUCGAGACAGUCUCUCCAGUCGCUGGCUACCAUGGUGGCCCUGCAGGUCAAGCGAACCGCGAUAGUGAGCCGCGCUUCUCACAGCCCCUGAACUCGCAGCCUAGCGGAAACAACUUAGCAGCUCAUAACGGAGCCUCGCUUGGUGUCGGUGCCGGCCAAGGGCACGACAGUUCAGUGAGCGCACCAUCAGACUAUCCUUACCGAGCAAAGGCCAUCUACAGCUACGAGGCCAACCCCGACGACGCUAACGAAAUUUCGUUCACGAAGCACGAGAUACUGGAAGUGAGCGAUGUUUCAGGACGAUGGUGGCAGGCCAAGAAAGAGAACGGCGAAACGGGUAUUGCUCCUUCGAAUUAUCUCAUCUUGCUAUGA